AGUAGCAUCUACAGCAGUAGCAUCAGCAUCCUUAGCGCUGCUCCUCUCGCGCCCCUCCCCCGCCCACUUCGCCUCCCACCCGCUGUCUCCGAGAGGCAGCCGGGCUGCAAGGGAACCCAUCGAGGGUAAUAUGUUCCCGCGGCGACUCCUCCCGUGCGUGUCCUUGGCCCCGGGUUCGGCGCCGCAGCUCCUCCUCGUUUCCUCUGCUCCCGUCGCCACCGCUUCUCUCCUUACCUCUCUCCAUCUCCAUCUCUGCCGCUGCCGCUGCUCCUGAUGGAUGCCGGGGAGUGCUGCAUUGCUUAAGCGCUUCUCCCCCACCUCCCCUUUUGCUGGUAGGGUAGGGGCCCUGGGUGCUGCUCUUUCGCCUCUCUUGGUUUAGAGGGGUUUAUUGCCUAGCUAGAGACAUUUCUGUUUUCUUUCCCCCCUUUCAUUCCUUUUCUUCUUUCCCCUCCACCCUGAGACCAUGUAGAUUCACUGGCGAGAGAUCCCACCUAGGCGGGAGUGGGGCUAGGCGGCUUAGAUAAAAGGCUGAGAGGAGGAGGAGGGAGAAGAGGAGGUAUUGGAGGGGGAGCCCACGCUGCUGCUGGUGCCACCGCCGCCACCAAAAAUUUUGCUGGUACCAUAUGAGAUCACUGUAUACCAAAGGGAGAGGGGGAGAUAACCAGCUUUACCCGAAUCCCUCUACUUGGAUCAAAGGGAUUUUAAACACAAACGUAGAGCUCUUUUUUUAAAAAAUUAAAUAGUGACAAAAAUAUGCAUCUUUGAAUAAGCAAAGAGAUAAGUAGGCUCCUUCCCCCUCCUCUUUUCUUUUCUUUCUUUCUUUUCCCCUAAAGAUUCUCUCUCCCCGCCCCGGAACUCUGCCGAAGAGCCACUUUAUUAUUAAUCAGAAUUCCCAUCUUUAUCUAGGGCUCUUCCUUCUGUAGGGACUGCAGCAUCAGAGUAUUGGGUCUGAGAUGUGCGUGGGGGUUGUUUUUAUUAUAUCUUAGAAGAGAAGAGAGAGGAAGACAGCAGCGAGAUAGCCGGGGCUAUUUAGGGGUAGUAGAAAGGAGUAAAGAACUGAGUGCUGAAAACUACAGGGGGGACACAUCCCCUAAAGAAAAGGGAACAGGAGUGGGACAUUGGGGGGGGGGCGGAGUGUGGUGGAGCAACAGGGUACCACAUUUGAUACGAAGACAAAUUAAUUCCUGUAAAGAAAAAGGAGGCAGCAGUAGUAGCAGCCAGGGUCCAAGGGUGUAGGGUGUGUGUGGCAGAGGCCAGACUGGUCAACAAGGAACAAGAGGAGACAAGGAACUGGAGCACAAUGACUCAUUUACAAGCAGGUCUAUCUCCAGAGACACUGGAAAAAGCCCGACUGGAGCUGAAUGAGAACCCAGACACCUUGCACCAGGACAUUCAGGAGGUGCGGGAUAUGGUCAUCACCAGGCCAGAUAUUGGUUUCCUUCGCACGGAUGAUGCCUUCAUCUUACGCUUCCUGCGGGCCAGGAAGUUUCAUCACUUUGAGGCUUUCCGCCUCCUGGCCCAGUACUUUGAAUACAGACAACAGAAUCUGGACAUGUUUAAAAGCUUUAAGGCUACUGACCCUGGCAUCAAACAGGCUCUAAAAGAUGGCUUUCCUGGAGGACUAGCCAAUCUGGACCACUAUGGCAGGAAGAUCUUAGUCCUCUUUGCAGCUAACUGGGACCAGAGCAGGUAUACUUUAGUGGAUAUUUUGCGUGCUAUACUUCUUUCUUUGGAAGCCAUGAUUGAAGAUCCAGAACUACAAGUGAAUGGAUUUGUUCUGAUCAUAGAUUGGAGCAACUUCACCUUCAAGCAGGCCUCUAAACUCACACCAAGCAUGCUGAGAUUAGCAAUAGAGGGCCUUCAGGACAGUUUUCCAGCUCGAUUUGGAGGAAUUCAUUUUGUCAAUCAGCCUUGGUACAUCCAUGCCCUGUACACUGUCAUACGGCCUUUCCUUAAGGAGAAGACACGCAAAAGGAUAUUUCUGCAUGGAAAUAACCUGAAUAGCCUGCAUCAACUCAUUCAUCCAGAGAUUCUACCUUCUGAAUUUGGAGGAAUGCUACCCCCCUAUGAUAUGGGUACAUGGGCAAGAACACUGCUAGACCAUGAGUAUGAUGAUGACAGUGAGUACAAUGUGGACUCCUAUAGUAUGCCUGUGAAAGACGUGGAGAAAGAACUAUCUCCAAAGUCCAUGAAGAGAUCUCAGUCAGUAGUGGAUCCUGCAGUGCUAAAACGUAUGGAUAAAAAUGAGGAAGAAAACAUGCAGCCUUUACUUUCUCUGGACUAAGAACCUAUUAACAUCACCAAUAAAUUGGAAUGGAAGGUACUCCCUUUCAGCAAGAAGCAAACCAUUGGGGAAGAAUGUACCAGCUGGGAAUCUAUUUAUUUAUAUUAAUGUAGCAUAAUGUAAUAAGGCAGCAGGUUUUCCCAGUGUGCCUAAAACAUAGGUGUCCUGGGCUGGAUUUUUUUUUAAAUCAAUAAUUUAUUCUGUAAGUGCCAACUUGUUUGUAAAUACAAUGUAAGCUCCACUUAAAUUUUGUUAGUCUUGAUAGCAACAUAGUUUGGAAAAAGGAUGACUCUUAAGUCCCUGUCAUACACACACAUAGACACACACACACACACACACACACAUCAUACUACACUGUAACCAAAGGGGUAAAACACACAUGAAAAAGAUCAAAGGUAAUUAAAUGUAGCCCUGUUUCCUAUGAAGCCAUAUUGCAGCUAUCAUAGUGACUGCUUCUUUUUCCUCUGAGAUUCUCUUUCAGUAUGUUAAUAUAUUUCUUCAUAGGAAAAGGGAAAUAGAAGAUUGUGGGAAAUGUUAUUAUUGCAAACAUAGUUCCUAUCCAGGGAUUAUCAUUUCAGAGGAAACAUACCCUGAGACCCUCACUGGCCUUGUAUUAUCGAGACAAAGAAUAACAGUUGAGCAGGUAAACCAGACUUUUGGAAUAUUUUAUGUUGGAGUCUUAGGGCACUGGGAAGUGGCAUUUCCUUUCAGUUAAAAUGUAGAAUUCAGAAACAAUGUGGACUCUUCUCAGACUUCUGUCUUUACAAUUUGUUCUUUAUUCAAGCCUCCAUUGUAUUCUGUCUAGUAUACUUGGAGAAGUUUUUUUUUUUUUUUCCUAAAAUCUCAUCAACAAGAGGAAGAGAACUCAUACAAACCAAAUGUUUUGACAACCAAUUUUGAACACAACACUUUUCAUUAGCAGACAAGGGGCUAAUUUCUGAAUCAUGUGAACUGGUUGAUUAAAAAAUACAUAUAUAUAUAUAUUUAUUUUUACUGUGCUCUAAAGAAGUAAGAGGCCUACUAAUUAAGGAUCCAUACACCCCAUGAUAGUUGUUCAGUGUGCUUAGAGAUAUUAUAGAUUGUCACAUGAGGUACUGCUGAAACCUAUUUCAACUUAAGGUCAAUGUAAACCAGGUGUAGUGAAACAGACUGUUAAAGGUUGUACUCAUUUUAUCUGUAAUAUAGUCUUGAACAUGUGCCAUAUUGCUGAAAUCCUUUUUACCUCAGAGGAACAACAGAACUUGAUAUAGAUUUAAUGGCAUUCAUCAACUGAGUUUUUCUCAAAUUGACCAAUGUUAAGUUUCCAUCAUUCACUUGAUUAUCUAUGUAGGAAGGACAGGAAUGAAUGGACAAACAGAAUCUCAGAGUUAUAACUAAAUCACCAAUACUAGGGUGGGUGAUAUAGACUAAAACUAGCUUUAGGGUUCACCAUUAAAAGGGAACUCUUUCAAUAUGGUGGCAAUAUUUUCAUUUAGUUUAAAUUCCUAUUAUCAGGGAAAAGAAUCAAAGUCUCUAUCACUUUUUUGGAUUUGGGGCUAAACUGACAAAAACUAUAUGUUUUAUGGUGAAGAGAAGAGAAAGAUUGUGAUUGACCAAGUUAUUGGGAAUUGGAAGCAAUGAAGUUUUAUUGCUCCCUUUUACAGACUUUUACACUCCAUGUGUCCUUUCCCAAAUCUAACCUAAGUUGGCCAUCUAGAUAAGUUUUUGAAACAUAUAUCAGAACCUUUAGCCCAAACAGGAAAGAUAGAUGCAAUUUUCCUUUUCAAGUAUGAAUCACUUAAUCAAUUUGCAUGGAAUAUUUCAAAUCAUAAUAUCUUGGUAUAUUAGUCUAUUUUAAAAGUAUUUGGGAAUAUAUUGGAAAUAAAAAGAAUACCAGUACAUUAAUUGGUACAAUUCAAAGUAUGUUAAGAAAUUUCUAGUAAAUCUGAAUUAAUAAUCAUUUAAAAAUGCAAUUUCUCUUCAGUGACAGAGAAAGCACUUACUGUAUCAAGUAUAAACUCAACCUGCUAAUAAUUUAAUACUUAAAAUGAUUUGGAAAUAAAGGAUAAUGGACUCUUCAUUUUUUAUUUAAUGAUUGUACUGCUAAGUGACCCUGAAUGUCUAUGUUUUUACAUGUUUGUAUAUGUGGUGUACAAUUUGGAGUCUUAGGCUUCAUAUUCUACAUAACUCACUGUAAGGUUCUAAGUUAUAGUUUCCAGUCUUGUAAUUGGAGGGGGGAGACAACAAUAACUAAGUAGAGUCAAUUUUCAAUGAAUUUUGUGUGCGUUUUCCUGUGAUAGACCAUUGACAACUUUGCAAUCAUAAGUUACCUUUCUAGCUCCAGAAAACAUAUUCCCAAUCGCCUCCCUUAAUCAUGCAGUGACAACGCAUGCAAAGAAUGUGAACUCAUUUUAAUAUGGACCUAGGAAAAUGCAAACAGGAUGGCAAAUCUUCUAAUAUAUUUCAAAUUCAAAUAUUAUCACCUUCCCCCCACUUUGAGAUAUAUGCAGUGCUGCAUGGCUGCAUGAGCAUAGCAUGGGAAAAAUGAUAGUUGAUUCUAUUACUUAAAACAUCUAAAAAUGAAUGGGUGGAGUAUAAUAGUGAUGCCUUUUGAAAUUACUUUGUCUAGGUAAUUCAAAAACUAAGUUUAUUGGCCAGUGACCUUUUUGAAGUUGCUUAGUUAAGAGAUGUACAUUCAACUUUAUGAAUCCUUUUCUCAGUAUUGCCUAACUAGAAAUUUGUUUAGGAGUCCUUUGAGUGUCUUUUCUGUGAUAUGUGUCUUUGUGUAUUAACUGUCAAACUUAGUUCCUAUUAAUUAGCAUUCAUAUCUUCAUUUAAAGAAAAAAAAUUUGUAGUAGAUUAUCAAUAAUUAGACUCUUUACCCUAUUGAAGCUGGCAAUCAAUUCCAAGAGCAGUGCUAAGCUUUAUGUGGUGGUCUUGUGACUGAAUAUGUGUAUACUUGAAAGAGCUUCACUACAUUUGGUUUGGAAUAAAGGCCAGCAGUCUAUUUCUCCUUCUCCUUCUCCCUCUCGCUCCUCCUCCAUUUCCUCUAUCUUGUUGACCUUCAAGUUGCUUUAUUGGCAGCUGGCUAAAGAACAAUAAAUAACUUCUCUUCUUA
Molecule: messenger RNA, 5381 nt
Organism: Dromiciops gliroides (monito del monte)
Lineage: Eukaryota; Metazoa; Chordata; Mammalia; Microbiotheria; Microbiotheriidae
Gene: CLVS2
Product: clavesin 2
Exons: 5
Coding region: 1301-2284 (327 amino acids)
Cellular component (GO): membrane
Molecular function (GO): phosphatidylinositol bisphosphate binding
Source: RefSeq, a predicted model, not a curated record